Molecule: messenger RNA, 573 nt
Organism: Truncatella angustata
Lineage: Eukaryota; Fungi; Ascomycota; Sordariomycetes; Amphisphaeriales; Sporocadaceae
Exons: 3
Coding region: 1-573 (190 amino acids)
Source: RefSeq, a predicted model, not a curated record
AUGGCGUCGACAAUCACGACGGGGACGGGUUCGCUCGUCUACCAGCCCGGGCGGAUGGCCAGAAUCCACAAGUACCACUGGCCUGCUGUCCAGCUGAAUGUCUGGAUGAUCAUCAUGCUAGUUGCAGCAUCCCUCCUUAUUGGUGUCUUUGCCAUCUUUAUUCAACAGCAACGUGUACUGAACCUGGCUGUUCCUUGGUACUUUCCCUAUUGGAUCACCGUCGGUUCGCUCACAAUUCUGUUCAUCCUUGGGCUGUUAUGGCUCAUAUCGCAGAGACGGCUUCUACCAUCCAUCGUCAUCAUUGGCGCGUUCAUGUUCUUCGUGCUGUGGAUGGUGGGUCUGAUCGUCACUAGUAUAGAGCUUUGGGGUCCGUCGGGCUCCGUCAACUCGAACUGCCAGAAUCUGGUUUUCAACCAGAACACCAACGCCUUUAAUCAACAAGAGAAAUUGGCUUGGAUGGAGCAGCAGAGCAUCUGUCAAUCGUGGCAGGCAGCUUGGUCUUUCGCCUUGAUUGGUUGCAUAUUCUUGCUGUGGAUGAUGAUCAUGGCUAUUCAGGUCUUCUACGAUGCUUAA